AUGACUUGGCUGUGGUUGUUUUUGAGUUUGGCGGUUACGGUCAACGCCUACAGUAAAUCGUACCCGUACGAGGAUGGUGUUAGGAGGCACGAGACAGAGUUUGGCGAGUUCAGCAAGGUAAAUUAUAUUGUUUUAGGUGGUUUUAGGUACGAAUUUGGAAAUAUUGUUAUAAAAAUGAUGAUAAUUAUGUCUAAAACAGAUAAUUGUGAAAUGACAUUAUUUUCAGCUAUAAAAUGCAGUUUUAUUUACAAAAUCUAUGUUUUUACUUUACUAUGACAUAUCUUCCAGAAUGUGCACCCGAAUGUAAUCAGAAGAUACGAGCAAGAUACCGAGCCUCAAGGCAGGGUAGAUGAAGAUCUGAUUCGUCAAAUUGGAAAAGCGAUUAAGCCUAGGGACUUCUCGGCCUGGAACCUGUUCUUGGGCUUCAUGGAGAAGCACAACAAGGGCUACAAGAACAAGAAGGACGUGCUACACCGCUUCAAGGUCUACAAACGCAACCUGAAGGCGGCCAAGAUGUGGCAGGAGAACGAGCAGGGGAACGCCGUCUACGGAGAGACCCAGUUUAUGGAUCUGACGGCUACUGAGUUUAAAAACGUAAGCGGAUUCUGGUGUGGGCACAGUGUUUAAGUUGUUAUAUCUGUUGGUACUUGAACGGUUGUUUUCGGUACUACAUUUUGUGUUUGACAGUACGAUUAAGUAUGUCAAUAUAGUACUAAUUUUAGCAUACUUAAUCUUUUGAUAGUACUGAUUUAAAUCUAUAUCUAUAGAAUAGCAGUAGAUAAUAUAGACAGCUUUAAAGUAACAUCUUUCAGAUCUACCUGCCCUACGUAUGGCCUCAGGUCCCAAAUGCCAAAACCUUGACUCCAGAAGAACUGAUUGAUUUAGAAUCCACUGAUUUGCCAGAUUCUUUUGAUUGGCGUGAGAAGGACGUCGUCACCGAUGUCAAGAAUCAGGGAAGUUGCGGAAGUUGCUGGGCUUUCUCAGUUACUGGCAACAUCGAAGGACAAUGGGCUUUGAAGACCAAGAAACUGGUACCAUUGAGUGAACAAGAGCUGCUGGACUGUGAUGUUGUAGACCAAGCUUGCAAUGGAGGUCUACCACUCAAUGCUUACAAGUAUGUGCUGUGUUUAUAAUGUUUAAAAAGGGGGGGGGAGUUUAAAUUUUGCUGAUAAUGAUUUAUCUUAAGGAAUUAUGACAUUUUUUAAAGUUAACUUUUUUAAAAUUAAAAUUUUUUUAAAAAGGAAAUGCCAUUCUUUACUAGACAUGAGAAACGGGCCGGGCCCAAUUUUUAAGCCCGGCCUGAUCGAAAUUUUGCUCAAGGUCGGGCCGUUUCUCAUGUCUAUUCUUUACAAUCCACCUAAUUCCAGAGAAAUCAUGCGUCUUGGUGGCUUAGAAACGGAAGAUGAAUAUCCAUAUGAACAAGAACAAGAGGCCAGCUGUAAGUUGGAGAAGAGCGAGCUGGCUGCCUAUAUCAAUGGAUCGCUUCAGUUGCCUAAAGAUGAGCAGAAGAUUGCUGCCUAUCUCCUCAAGCAUGGUCCUAUCUCUAUUGGUAAGUUUCUUGUUAAGUUUUUGUAUUUUAGAUUAAUAUAAGCGGGCUACAACAUAUUUUAUAAGUCUCGAACCUCAAGCCAGCCUAGAACUCUUUAUUUAUUAUCUUAACAAAGCGAAACUUCCCGUAAGGUUACUGUAACAACAAAUAUUCACCUGACUUCUGACCACGUCCUUCUCGAAGCCAUCGUGACACGACGUGUAGCUUCCAUGGAGCGGGUCUUGGUCAGCGGCUUCUGGGUUAGCAUGAGUUGUUGCUGCCUUAUCGUGACUUCCGUAGGGAACAGCUUCUCCGCCGGCUCCAGAAGAAAGUCCAGGAUCUUGACGUGGACUUGGAAGAGCCAUUCCAGAAGUUUGUCGCGGCAUUUCUCCAGAAACGAGAACACUAAAACCAAUUAAUCAUUAAGGAGAGGCCUUGUGGAUGUCUUGAGGGCUUGUCAAUGUCACUUAUGGUAGUUACUCGGUCAAAAAGUUUGUAGAAAAGUUGAGAAAACAGAAGAAAAAAGCGAAAACAUUAAGAGAAUGUUAAGCAUAUUCAUUGGUAGGGUUAACUACAAAACGUACAGUAAACGCAUGGUAAGGUACUUUUAGGUUUCUGUGGUUUAUAUUAAGGUACUUUACAGUAAACAAAAGCUUCAAUUUCCUACUGUAACUUAAAUUUUGGCAAAGUUCUCAAUAGUUUGUUCAAAUAAUUCAGUGCUCUCUCUCAAAGCAAAUUUUUUGGGGAUAAGGGGCUCAAAAUUAUUUGAACAACCUGAUACGUUUAAGUAAGUAUAAUAUGAUUAAAACAUAAAAUACGACUCACCAGAAGUGCCAUUUCUUUUGUGCUUGGCCAAAUUGGCAGCGACUUUCUUGGUGUAGCGAGUGUAGGAUGGGUUGGUGUACUGUAGACACAAGGGCUUCUUGUUAUCAGUGAAUCGCCACUUCUGAGGUGUGCUCUUGCCUAAUUUACUCUCUUCCGAUCGAAAUAUCUUGCUGGACUGUCGUUGGGCGACAGAAUGUCGUGCCAGCCGGCUCAUCGCCAUAAAUAUAAGAAGAUAGUAUAAUCGAUCGGUCGAAAGGGUUGUUCAAUUAUCUUCUUCUAGUCGGUUUUGUAGACAAUUGCCAAGUACGCCGUUUUUUAAAGCGUAAUAUCUGACGUCUACAACGUGCCUUUGAUUAAUGGCUACACCGUCGUUUUAAUGGCUUCACGUUCCUUUAAUGGCUACACCGUGCCGGCAGGAAAUGGCAGAGGUCACGUUACCUUGCAAGCUUCAUCCAUUAACAACAAACAACACGCAAUUGCCCUCAGGGGAGACGUGGAACGGUGAAAUUGGAGCAAAUGUUCAUGGAGAGAUUGUUCCCAUAAGCGGCCGAAAAGCACGGAAAAAGCUAAGCGUUUGGCCCCUUUUUUGCUUUUUAUUGCGCGGCCAAACCCCCCCCUUGUCGGCGGGAAAGCCCCCCCCCCUUCUUUGGCGGCCGCUUAGAGAUUCAUAAAGACGAUGACGUUGAAGACAUUACUUUACAGACAAUUUUAAAGAAAUGUUUUUGAAAUGUUUGUUGAUAUUGUAAGGACAUAGGCUUAUGACGUUAACGGGAUAUAUACAUGUAACUAGAAAUAUACUUUGUCUAUACAGUGGAAGUAAGCCGUUAUUAUAGAAGGGGUCUUGUUGUAAUCAAAAAAUAUUUAAAAAAAGGAUUUUGAUAUUCUUAUCAUAGUAUAUCAGCAUAGUACUUGAGCUUACACACGUGAAAACCUUAUAAACUCUACACGACAUACGUGUUUUCUUUGACAUAUAUAUAUAUGUAUGUUGUCGUCUGUGAAAAUUCGCCAAACCAUGAAAAUUUGAUUAUGCCUGAGGCAGAAAAGCAGAAGUGAAGUCAUUAGGACUACAAAUCUUAUUGUAGUUGUGUCUGGUGGAACUGCAGUCACAUCUUUUGUAGCAUAUAUACAGCAUUAGGAUUAGCUUUAGUUUGUUACCUAAAACAUUGGUUUUUACAUUAUACAUGUUAGUGGAUAGUGUAAACUAUACUAUACAUGUUGUAGUUAAUGUAAUUCACCAUAUGCUUGCUUUAUUGGUCAAAAAGUCUGUAGAAAAAGUUUAGACAAAACCACACAUACAUAAAACAAUAUUAUUGUAGGAGUAAACGCGAAUCCCCUCCAAUUCUACCGUCACGGUAUCUCCCACCCAUGGAAAGUGUUCUGCUCGCCUCUGAUGCUGAAUCACGGUGUUCUGAUCGUGGGUUUCGGCCAAGAAGGGGCCAAGCCCUUCUGGAUCAUCAAGAACAGUUGGGGACCGAAGUGGGGAGAGUCGGGCUACUACAGACUUUACCGUGGUAAAAACGUGUGUGGAGUCUCGGAGAUGGCUACUACUGCCAUUAUCAACUAA
This is a messenger RNA of Bursaphelenchus okinawaensis, 3917 nucleotides long. The record is from the annotation of a GenBank genome assembly. Lineage: Eukaryota; Metazoa; Nematoda; Chromadorea; Rhabditida; Aphelenchoididae.